Molecule: messenger RNA, 740 nt
Organism: Trifolium pratense (red clover)
Lineage: Eukaryota; Viridiplantae; Streptophyta; Magnoliopsida; Fabales; Fabaceae
Product: ferredoxin-A-like
Exons: 1
Coding region: 130-588 (152 amino acids)
Biological process (GO): electron transport chain
Cellular component (GO): chloroplast
Molecular function (GO): electron transfer activity; 2 iron, 2 sulfur cluster binding
Source: RefSeq, a predicted model, not a curated record
AACCACACUAUUUCCACAAGCUCCCUUAUUCAUUCCCUAUCUCAUUAUCAUCAUCAUCAACACAUCACAAACUCAAACACAAAGCAGUGUUUGCCUUAGAAACCAAAACAGAAAAAACAACAAAUAGUAAUGGCAACCACACCAGCUUUGUAUGGCACUGCAGUCAGCACCUCCUUCAUGAGGAGGCAGCCAGUGCCAAUGUCAGUAGCAACCACAACCACCACAAAGGCAUUUCCAAGUGGUUUUGGUUUAAAAAGUGUUAGUACAAAACGUGGAGACCUUGCAGUUGCUAUGGCUACUUACAAAGUGAAACUUAUUACACCAGAAGGACCUCAGGAAUUUGACUGUCCAGAUGAUGUUUACAUUCUUGACCAUGCUGAGGAAGUUGGAAUUGAACUUCCUUACUCAUGCAGAUCUGGUUCUUGUUCUUCUUGUGCUGGUAAAGUUGUUAAUGGUAAUGUUAAUCAGGAAGAUGGUUCUUUUCUUGAUGAUGAACAGAUUGAAGGAGGUUGGGUUCUUACUUGUGUUGCUUUCCCUACAUCUGAUGUUACUAUUGAGACUCACAAGGAAGAGGAACUCACUGCUUAAUUCUAUUGUAUAAUGUAUUCCUCUUAUGUUAUAUGUUUGUUUUGCCUUUAAAUUUUGUGUUUUACUUUCUCUACAAUGAGUAGUAACUCUAUUAAUUCCUUCACCUGUUUGUUGUAACAUGUGAAGUUAAUAAUGUUGUUCUGUUUUUAUUA